AUUUUUUUUUAACUGUAAUCUACCAUUUCAUCACUUCUCUAGCAUCCCUCGUUUGACACUCCCGGCAAAGUGUGCAACACCAGAACAAGAGAAAGUCAUUAAAAAUGACAACUUCAUCUUCUUCCAUCAGAGCAUUAGGCUCAGUUCUUCAGAGACUUUCAAAUGGAACAACAACUCCAUUAAAAUCCCAUUCUUCCUCUUCUUCAAUUCACUGGAAUGGUAGGAUUUGGAAAAGACUUUCAUCAUCUUCUUCAUCAAAUUUAUGGGGGGCACAUAUGCCCUCAUCUCAUGAAUGUUAUUAUCCAUUAGAUUCUGUAAGAAAGAUUUGGACUUUCUCUCCUCUUUGCAUGGGUAGACGUUCGAGUAAAAUUGCUACAAGAAAGGGAGCUCAAGAUCUAAAGAAGGCAAAGCUAUAUGCAAAGAUCGGCAAGGAAGUUAUAUCUGCUGUGAAGAAAGGAGGUUCUAGUCCUGUAUCGAAUACAGCUCUGGCUGCCGUGUUGACAAAGGCCAAAGAGCUUGAUGUUCCAAAGGAGAUUGUUGAGCGCAACAUUAAGAAAGCUUCUGAGAAGGGACAAGAGGCAUUUAUUGAGAAAGUCUAUGAGGUGUAUGGAUAUGGUGGGGUUGGCUUUGUUGUUGAGGUCUCAACGGAUAAGGUUAACAGAUCUGUGGCAGCUAUCAGGGAGGUGGUGAGGGACUGUGGUGGGAAGAUGGCAGAUUCUGGUUCUGUUGUUUUUAGGUUCAAACGUGCUCGUGUGGUAAAUGUAAAAGCCAAUGAUGCUGACAAAGACCAGCUUCUUGGAAUUGCCUUGGAUGCUGGUGCUGAGGAUGUGAUUGAACCCCCAGAUCAUGAAGACGACUCUGAAGAAGAUGAUUUUGAAAGGUACUAUAAAAUUGUUAGUUCACCGGAAAAUUACUCUGCAAUACUAUCAAAGAUUCGUGACGAGGGAAUAAAUUUUGUGCCUGAUAAUGGAUUCGAACUACUUCCAGUCACCCCUAUUGAGGAGUGAGAAAAUGUGGUGAGGAAGACGCUAAGUGUAUCUCUCCAGACAUCUAUCAGACAAACUGUUUUGGCCAAUGCCAAAUCAGAAAAGUUUGAGGAAUCAAAGAUAUCCUUGUAUAUUCUGCUUCGAUAUGACCGAAUCCAUAUGUGUAUGCAUUGUUAGGAUGAUCCACCCAUCUGCUUGGCUAUGGUGUGGGAUUGAGGUGCUUUUCAUAUUGAAGCUGAGAAAGGAAGUUCUGCUGCAAAGUGUUUUAUAUUUUGAAACUUGAGAUUGGUAGAACUUCCUCCUUCCCUUAUCAAAUUUCACUUCUGCUCCCUAAUAUCUCACUGCUUCAUGCCCAGCACAUGAGGGGUGAUUAUUAAAUCUCUUGUAUCGACCAUGACUCAUGACUAUUUGAUGAACUUUUAGUAAUCUGAUCCCCAUUAUUGGAAAGAAUUAUCAUGAUUUCAACAGAUCUUUGAGCGUGGUUAGAAGUGAAAAGGAUAUUAUAAUAUAUAUAAUUAGAUUUUGCAUAAUCAUAUUGUAGAAACGUGAGAAGCUUGGCAGAGUUUCAUUGUAUGCAUGACGAUUGACGAAUGGGAAUUGAUGUGCUCCCAUUGGAGGCUGUGUUAAUAUUCUGUUCUGUUCAAAAGGAAGUGGCCUGUUAGAUGGCGAGAAAAGUAACUCGGUAUCCAAAUUGGCUUAUCUGCUUAGAAGUGGUUGGUUUGAACUAAGAAGUGCAAUAAUUAUGCUUGUUUUGUUUCUUCUUAUGUGUUCAAGUAGGAGAAAGCACUUGCUCUGAGUGUUUGAAAGAAAGUGCUGGAGGAGGGGGGACGGGGGAGGGAAUAUCAUAUGUAGAAGGAUCUCUUUUCUUCUUUAUAUUUGCUUAAAAGUAACUACUAGGAAGCUGUGAUUUAAGGGUUGUUUUUCCUUCUUUUUUGUUGCUUAUGAAGCAAAGAGUCCGUUGUUUUUCUAUUAGCCUAAACAACUAGUGGCUUUUUGAUAGCAGGUAAUAAAUAAUAGUAAUGGUAAGAAUUUUUUGGUAAUUUAUUAAAGAAAGUCUCAUCGUAAUGCAUAUAGGAACGGAACUAUAUCCCAAAACAAGGUUUUUUUCUUUGUAAAUUUCCAUUACUGCUCAAUAGUCAAUACCACCCCUAAAGCGGGGAACUAUUUGGGAAUGGGCCAUGAAGGGUGACGUUUUUAAUCCGGUACGUCCAUGCCUGUUUUGUUCAUCUAUUAUCUCCAUCAUCUCCUUCUAUAUAUUACAUCUUCUAUGUAUGCUAAACUUGCCGUAGGCCCUCAUGGCACAAUGAUAUUAAUAGUAAAGAUAGGUUCAAUGUGAUGAAAAGGGGGCUUGGAGCUUGGAAGGUCAAUAUAUAUUACAAGUAGUCAAGACCAGCCCAACAGUUGUUUUACUUUCUUAGGCAAGUCCUAUCAUAGUUACAUAUAUAUAGGGAAAGACUCUUGUGAGAACACUCCCCUCA
This is a messenger RNA of Beta vulgaris subsp. vulgaris (sugar beet), 2464 nucleotides long. RefSeq names its product probable transcriptional regulatory protein At2g25830. The transcript has 7 exons. Gene Ontology annotation, cellular component: chloroplast. The record is from RefSeq and is a predicted model, not a curated record. Lineage: Eukaryota; Viridiplantae; Streptophyta; Magnoliopsida; Caryophyllales; Amaranthaceae. The coding region runs from base 105 to 1007 and encodes 300 amino acids.